Messenger RNA from Monosiga brevicollis MX1, 1744 nucleotides. RefSeq lists its product as uncharacterized. The transcript is spliced from 14 exons. Bases 588 to 1571 code for a protein of 327 amino acids. Lineage: Eukaryota; Choanoflagellata; Craspedida; Salpingoecidae. The record is from RefSeq and is a predicted model, not a curated record. Gene Ontology annotation, molecular function: calcium ion binding; calcium-dependent phospholipid binding. Gene Ontology annotation, cellular component: cytoplasm.
CUCCUCCCUCUGGCGGCCCAUACGGCGCUGGCUCGGCCUCUUACGGCCAGCCUGCUUAUCCGCCUCAGCCUGGCCCAUAUCCUCCUUAUGGUGCCGCCCCUCAAGCUCAAUACCCGCCUCAAGGCCAACAGUACCCGCCUCCGGGCCAGCAGUACCCGCCCCAGGGCCAACAGUACCCGCCUCCGGGCCAACAGUACCCGCCCCAGGGCCAGCAGUACCCGCCGCAGGGCCAACAGUACCCGCCUCCGGGCCAGCAGUACCCGCCUCAAGGCCAACAGUACCCGCCUCCGGGCCAGCAGUACCCGCCCCAGGGCCAACAGUACCCGCCUCCGGGCCAGCAGUACCCGCCCCAGGGCCAGCAGUACCCGCCCCAGGGCCACACGUCACCCCCAGUGCCUCAAGGCUACCCGGGUGCUCAUCCUCCUCAUCCGCAACACCCGCCCGCGGGCCAAGCGCCUCCGCCAUCGUCUUACGGAUCAGUGAGCUCGCCACCACCCCCGGCUGCAUACGGCGCUGCCCCAGCCGCGUACGGCACUCCACAGGGUGGCCCACCUUCGGCCCAUGGCGCAGUCCCAGUGCACCAGCAAAUGGCUGGCCUCUCUCUCGAGCCGACCUACCAUGCCACCGUGGUCCCUGCACACCCCUUUGAUCCGGAAGCGGAUGCCAAGGCACUGCGCGGCGCUAUGAAGGGCUUUGGUACGGAUGAAAAGACGCUGAUUCGCGUGCUUGCCAACCGCACGGCCAUGCAGCGCAUGGAUAUUGCCCGCCAUUUCAAGACCAUGUAUGGCAAGGACCUGAUCAAAGAUCUCAAGAGCGAGACCGGCGGUAACUUUGAGGACGUGUUGCUCGCCAUGAUGAUGGAACCGGCCCAACAGGACGCACAAGUAUUGCGUGAAGCCAUGAAGGGCGUUGGCACUGAUGAACAAGUGCUCAUCGAGACCAUCUGCACCAAGUCCAACGCCGAGAUCCGCGCCAUCAAGGAAGCUUAUGCGACCUUAUUCAAGCGCGAUCUUGAAAAGGAUGUCAAGAGCGAGACGGGUGGCCACUUCAAGCGCGCUCUCAUCUCUGCCUUGCAGGGCAACCGUGAAGAAGGCAAGCCCGUUGACAUGGCCAAGGCCCGCCAGGAGGCCGAGGAACUGCAUAAGGCUGGCGAGAAGAAAUGGGGCACGGACGAGUCAAAGUUUCUGCAAGUCAUUGGCCUGCGCUCCUUCCCCCAGCUGCGUGCUACGUUUGAAGAGUAUCGCAAGAUCUCCAAGUAUGACAUUGUGCGCUCGAUUGAGCGUGAGAUGGGUGGCGAUCUUAAAAACUCGAUGAAGGCCAUGGCCAUGUGUGCCAUCGAUCGCCCGGGCUACUUUGCGGAGCGCAUCUACAAAACCAUGAAGGGUGCCGGCACGGCCGAUCGCGCUCUGAUUCGCCUCAUUGUGUCUCGCUCCGAGAUUGACAUGGUUGAAAUCAAGGAGCGUUUCUUCAGCAUGUACAACAAGUCUCUGGGUAGCAUGAUCCACGGUGAUACGGGCGGCGACUACCGCCGUACACUACUCACGCUCGUCAAAGAGGAGGGCGGUCUGUAAAAAAUAAACUCCGUCCGCCUGCGCCGGUGUUGGCUUUGUUGCUUGCUGUAUUGCGCUCCCGUCCGGCUGCUUCCUUUGCCAUUUGGUUUUUGUACCCCCUCCUCAAAUGUGAAAAAAAUACAUACGUGUAAACCGCAGCUUCCCCUCUGUCCAAAAUUGACAUCAAUUGUGCA